Molecule: messenger RNA, 2286 nt
Organism: Tetrapisispora phaffii CBS 4417
Lineage: Eukaryota; Fungi; Ascomycota; Saccharomycetes; Saccharomycetales; Saccharomycetaceae
Gene: SLS1
Product: Sls1p
Exons: 1
Coding region: 1-2286 (761 amino acids)
Cellular component (GO): mitochondrial inner membrane
Source: RefSeq, a predicted model, not a curated record
AUGAUAAUAAAAAAUAUUAGACGAACUUUGAUUUCUAGACCUUUGAUUGAUAGCCAAUUAAGUCUUUCAAAAAAAUUAUACAAUAGACUGCAUAAUGUAUGCUACUAUAGCACUAUAAUAGAUAAUGAGAUCUUGCAAAAGGAAGAAGGAGAGGAAAAGAAUUCUGAACCCAAACAGGAAAAGGAUGAGUUAGAAUGGGAAGAUAAUGAGAUCACAAGUUCAUUAGAAAGGAAAGUAAGGAAACUCCAACCGAACAAAGCAAACUUUGUUGUAUUAAAUCCAAAACAAGCAGGUUUAUUGAAACAAAGAAAAAUUCCUAAUUAUUUCAAUACUUUAAACUCAAAUAGUAAAAUAUCCAUUUUAGAGGGUGUUGACAUAGAUAAACCUUUUAUGAGAAUGAAUAAAGACGAUGUAACUGAUAUACAAUCGAUCAAUAAUGAAACAAAUCGUGAAAUUGAGUCACAAACUAGAAAACUACUUGUGUUUAAAAGUAAAGUAUCUGAUGAACAGAUAUUGAAAUCAAUAAAUUAUCAAAAGCCGUAUUCAAACAAAAUGUCACAAAAGCGAUAUGAUCAGAUAGAACAAGUAUUGGAUUCCGCAUACACAUUGCCACAGUUGAGAGCAUAUACCAAGAAAUACUAUAAUUUUGGUAAUUCUAGGAUAACGAAGAAGAAAUUGAUAAAAACGAUCUUAAAUGAAUAUUGGAAAUGUGAAAUUGUUAGCUCUAUUAUUGAAUCAGAUGAUCUAAUUAAAGAAAAAAUUAUAGAUAUCAGCACUAGAGAUAUGUAUUUACUUUUGUUGACAAAUAAUGGUAAAAUAUUACAGAAUUUAACUAGAAUUGGAGCAAUUCUAGCAGUUGCACUAGAUGAAAAUAAAAUUAUUGUAAGAGCAACCAGUCCCAUUAUUAAAUAUUUAGAGGUUUCCUUAAAUAAAAUUUUAUCAAACGUCAGCAACGAAAUAAUCCCAGUAAAUGAGAUUAUAAAGAAUCAUACAUCUUAUGGUGCUAAACUUAUUACUUAUGAAAAGACAAAAGAUUUAAUAUCUUUGAUCCAAAAGGAGACAGGAUGUUUUUUUGAAAAACAAUAUGAGGAUGCAUUAGAUGAUAAAAGCAACGAUAAUACAGAAAAAAAUGUAAAAGACUAUUUAGUAUCAUCUCUUGGGCCAAAAAGAAUUACUGAAGCAAAGAACUUAUUGUUAUGGGUCAUUGAUUACAAGCCACAGUUAUCAGAGUCUGUCCAAAAUGUUAGUAAUCCAAGUAUGGUUUAUAAACAAUACCCAUUUUCAAAUUUUGAAUGUCUAGAUUGGAUGAAUAGAAACAAAAAAUGGUAUAGACUACAAACUGAAACUCUUAUUUUACCAAAAGGAAAAACUGAGUACUCUGAAAAAAAUCAUCACCCGAAACAAAUACUGAGCAUCAGUAAUGAGAAGUUAAAUGAUUGUUUUAAUAGCAUUAAAGAUAAUAAAGAGAACAGUAUGGGUAUGGCAAAUCUUGAAAUACCUGACAGUAAUAUAUUCAAUAAUAUAAGUUUGACUUUAGGACAUUUGUUAAGAGAAAAAAACAAUGAUAAAAAUUAUUUCUUUGAGCCUAAAGUUCCAAACAUUACAAAAGAAGUGUUAAAACUUGAACUAGACCAUGCAAUUACUCCUUCAGAUUCAUUCUAUAAUAUUGAUCAACAUGAUUACUAUGUUCAAUUAAAAUUUGUUCCCAAUUUGAAGGACCUUGCACAAUAUGUCGGUAUUUCAAAAUUAGACUUACCUCCUUUAGAUCUAUGGUUUGAGCUUGAUGAGAAUGAUAAUGCUCUGACCGAUACUUUGCAAAGUUUUUUAAGACUAAGUGAAAAGCGAUUAUAUUUAGAAUCAAGUAACUUGCACCAUGAUUAUAGGAUAGAUAAUGAUAGAGUUGCUUCUAUUACGAAGCAAUACGAUGAGAAUCCUGAUGGUUGGUUAAAUGAUCAGCCUGGUAUUAAAGAAUUUAUAACAAAUGGAAAUUUAUCUUUUGGUUCAAAAGGCAAACUGGUAAUCCCUCAAACUCUUCCAGUUACCUUAAUUGUUUCCACUGAAGACGGCAUAAAAAAAGUUGAUGUUAAUUAUGAAUUCAUCAGUACUAGCUAUCAUAGAAUAUUAAAACUUAGAUAUUUGGAUAAAUACCUUGUACAAUUAUCACAUGUUAACUCUGGAACCAGAGGUGGCAGAUAUACCCAGGUUGAUUUCAUUGGUGAUGGUACUGAACUAGAUAAUAUUACCAAAUUCAAGGAUUUUAUUGAAAAUGUUUCUAAAUGGUAUUAA